This is a messenger RNA of Striga hermonthica, 1719 nucleotides long. NCBI's taxonomy places the organism in Eukaryota, Viridiplantae, Streptophyta, Magnoliopsida, Lamiales, Orobanchaceae. The record is from the annotation of a GenBank genome assembly.
AUGGGAUUGUUGAGCAGUUUAUUGGGAAUUUUCGGUUUUGCGAUUGGGCUCCCUUUGGGUGUUCUUAUUGGGUUUUACUUGUUCAUUUUUUCUGAAUCCAAAGAUGUUGAGGAACCAGAGAUAAGACCACUCUGUGAGCUCGACACAGCGGCACUAGACGAGCUUAUGCCCGAAAUUCCCUUAUGGGUCAAAAGUCCCGAUUACGAUCGAGUAGAUUGGUUAAAUAAGUUUAUUUCGGAAAUGUGGCCGUUUUUGGACACGGUACUUUUUUUAUAUGUCAAUACACCUCGUAUGGGCUUGAUGAAAAUAGUAGAAAGUAGUCUGUUAACAUUUUGUAUUCAGGCGAUUUGCAGCGUGAUUAGAAGAACGAGUGAGCCGAUUUUCGCGGAGUACGUUGGGAAAUUCAAGAUAGAAUCUAUUGGGUUCGUUAAAUUAAGCCUUGGCGAUAUUCCUCCUACAAUUGGUGGUCUUAAAGUCUGUGAGACUAAUGAGAAGGAACUUGUCAUGGAGCCCUCAAUACGGUGGGCUGGCAAUCCGAACAUUGUUGUUGAAGUGACUAUUUGGUCUGUACAAGUCACUGUCCAGUUAGUUGAUGUUCAAGUAUUUGCUGCACCUCGGAUAACUUUGAAACCACUUGUCCCUACCAUUCCGUGUUUUGCAAAUAUAAUCGUAUCAUUGAUGGAGAAGCCAUUUAUAGACUUUGGGGUAAAUGUGUUGGGUGGGGACAUCAUGUCCAUUCCUGGCCUUUAUCGAUAUGUUCAGGAGAGAAUUAAGAAAGAAAUUGCAAGUCUUUACCUUUGGCCAAAGCGUCUUGACAUACCGGUGCUUGAUGCCUCAACGGUGGCCAUAAAGAAGCCUGUUGGUAUUCUUCACGUGAAAGUCGUGCGUGCAGUGAAGCUUCUGAAGAUGGAUUUGCUCGGCUUAUCCGAUCCGUACGUCAAGCUGAGCCUCAGUGGAGAAAAACUUUCGACUAAGAAAACUACCAUCAAGAAAAAGACUCUGAAUCCCGAAUGGAAUGAGGACUUCAAGAUUUCUGUAAAAGACCCACAAACUCAAAUGCUUCUUAUAAAUGUUUACGAUUGGGACAAGGUAGGCUCACACGACCGUUUGGGUACUCAAAAUUUUCCUUUGAAAAUGUUGGCCCCCAACGAGCCGAAACAAGUGACGCUCGACUUGUUGAAAGACACAAACAUCAGUGAACCUCAUAACAAGAAGCAACGAGGGAAGAUCAUGCUCGAGCUUGUUUAUGCCCCUUUCAGAGAGGACAGUGCCGAUUUUAGUGGACUUUUGGAGGGGUUUAAUAGGGAAGAUAGCUCGUUUAACAGGGCACCUAGCAACAUCAGCCAAACGGGGGCCGGCUUGCUUCUUGUCAAUGUUCAAGGGGCGCAUGACGUGGAAGGCUCGCGCCAUAAUAAUCCGUAUGUUGUCAUAAUCUUCAGAGGCGAAACGAAAAAAUCAAAGAUGAUGAAGAAAACGCGUAACCCUCUAUGGAAUGAAGAGUUCCAAUUCUUGCUUGAAGAACCUCCAUUACAAGAGAAGAUUCAUAUAAAGGUUAUGAGCAAAAGAACAAGCAUUAGCUUAUAUUCAAAGGAAUCCUUGGGAUAUGUUGAUAUCAAUCUUGCUGAUGUCGUCAACAACGGACGUUUAAACCAGAAAUACCAUUUGAUAGAAUCUAAGAAUGGAGUUAUACAUGUCGAACUACGUUGGAAAACCAUAUGA